Exophiala spinifera is the source of this 1497-nucleotide messenger RNA. RefSeq lists its product as uncharacterized. Bases 1 to 1497 code for a protein of 498 amino acids. The record is from RefSeq and is a predicted model, not a curated record. The transcript has 7 exons. Gene Ontology annotation, molecular function: heme binding; iron ion binding; monooxygenase activity. Lineage: Eukaryota; Fungi; Ascomycota; Eurotiomycetes; Chaetothyriales; Herpotrichiellaceae.
AUGGCGGUGCAAGAUUACAUUGAUUGCAACUCGUCUGUAUCGAUACCUGCGGCCAAGCAGGAGGCACAAACCAUGCUCCAUCUGAUCGGCAUUCCCGGUCUGGCCAUCCUGCUUAUCUUCGCCUAUGUACGGGCGCAUGAAAACAAAUGGCCCGAUGGACCCAAAGGUGUACCACUGCUGGGCGUGCUCCCCGACAAGAGUCGUCACCUUCACCAUCAGCUUGCUGACCUGGUUCCAAGAUAUGGCGACUUCUUCUCGUUCAACAUGGGCCGCUCCAAAGCAAUAAUUCUCAGCAGCCCCGAAACGAUCGAAGAUCUGAUUGUAAAACGGGGCGGUAAAUACAGCUCUCGCCCGUCAUCUUCUCCAACCGCACGCAUUGUAGCGCAAGGGAGGCUUGGUCAAAUGACAUAUGGCGAUGAGUUCAGGAAACACCGCAGAGUCGUCCACGGUCUGCUUGGAAUGCAAAACAACAAAAUCUUCCUCCCGUAUCAGGAAUUCUCAGCAAGCGUCACCUUCAGUCUGCUACUUGGAGCGCGUUUUGCAGAUGCAACGUCAAUUAUUCCACACGCAUGUCAAGAUAAAAUGUACGAAAUGUUUGCAGCUGUGCGCCCUGGCCACUAUCUCGCCGAUUGGAUACCGAUUCUCGAUUACUUACCAGAUAUGUUGGCGCCCUGGAGGGCGAAAGCACAAAGGUCACUUGACCGUCUUAUGGAGUUCUGGGGUGUCUUCUACUGCUCCAUGGAGGCUAGAGUGCGGCAAGGGAAUGCACCGGAUUGUUUCGUAAAAGACUUUCUGCAAAGUCCCGAGAUCGAAACUUUCGAUGAAAUCGAGCGACGCAUGCUUAUCUCAGGUCUUCUUGCGGCCGGUGCCGAGACGACUGCAACAACUCUUCAAUGGUUCUUUAAGGCUACUCUAUUGAAUCCUGGUGCUGUCAAAGAGGCGCAGAAGGAAUUAGAUUCUGUGAUCGGUCGAGAUCGCUUGCCAGAAUGGGAAGAUCGGUCAAGCUUACCUGAGAAGGACACGUACAGAGGUAAAGAUGUGCCUGCAAAUACCACCGUCAUUUACAACACUUGGUCAAUACAUCACAACGACAUGUACUACAGAGAACAUGAGAAUUUCAUCCCUGAACGCUUUCUAUCUGAGAAAGACGACAGACACAGGCCAAAGUACGCCUUUGCUCAGAGACAUUACAAUUUCGGAGUUGGAAGGCGCGAAUGCCCUGGACAGCAUGUUGCAGAGACCAGUCUUUUCAUCAUCAUCAGCCGGCUGCUCUGGGCAUUUGAUUUUGUUGGGCCUCGACCCAGCAAUGGCACAGGUACUGCUGGCCAGGUUCCUAUCAUUGCACCUGCCGAGUUUGAGUGUACUGUUGCCCCCCGGGAUCAAAGCACGCGCGAGCGCAUCAGCAAAUUUGCAAACUUCAGAGACCCGUCUUUGGAGGAUGCAAAGCGCUAUGAGGAUGAUGUGGCAAGAAUUGUAGCGAAACACAAGGCCCAGUAA